AUGGGUAAAUUACUACAAUUAUUAUUACAUCCAACAGAAUUAAAAGCUGUAAUCCAAUUAUUAGCAUUUAGACAAUCAUUACAUCCAAAGAAUUCAAUUUCAACUAAUCAUCCAGAAAUAUUAAUUAGAUGUUAUGAAUUGCUUAAUAAAACUUCAAGAUCAUUUGCUGCAGUUAUACAAGAAUUGCAUUUGGAAUUGAGAGAUGCUAUAAUGAUAUUUUAUUUGGUACUUAGAGCAUUGGAUACAAUUGAAGAUGAUAUGACAUUAGAUCCAGAAUUAAAAGUAUCUUUAUUAAGAACAUUUGAUGAAAAAUUAAAUACUAAAGAUUGGACUUUUUCAGGUUCAGGUCCAAAUGAAAAAGAUAGAAUUGUUUUAAUUGAAUUUGAUAAAAUUUUAGCUAUAUAUCAUGAAUUAAAACCUGAAUAUCAAGAUAUAAUUAAAGAUAUUACUAAAAAAAUGGGUAAUGGUAUGGCUGAGUAUAUUUUAGAUGAAAAUUUUAAUCUUAAUGGAGUUGAAACAAUUAAAGAUUAUGAUUUAUAUUGUCAUUAUGUUGCAGGAUUAGUUGGUGAAGGAUUAACUAAAUUAAUGGUUUUAGCUAAAUUUUCCGAUGAUUCUUUACUACAAGAUGAUUUUGAAAAAUCAAAUUCAAUGGGAUUAUUUUUACAAAAGACAAAUAUAAUUAGAGAUUAUCAUGAAGAUUUAGAAGAUGGUAGAAGUUUUUGGCCAAAAGAAGUUUGGUCAAAAUAUACUAAUGAAUUACCAACUUUUCAUAAAGAUCCAACUGCUGAAUUUCAAGGUUUAAGUUGUAUAAAUGAAUUAGUAUUAAAUGCUUUAGGUCAUGUUAGACAUGUAUUGGAAUAUUUAUCAUUAGUGAAAGAUCCUUCAACAUUUUCAUUCUGUGCAAUUCCUCAAGUUAUGGCAAUUGCAACAUUAGCAGAAGUUUAUAAUAAUCCAAAAGUAUUACAUCAAGUUGUUAAAAUUAGAAAAGGUACUACAUGUAAAUUAAUUUUAAACUCAAGAACAUUCCCUGGAGUUGUUGAAAUUUUUAGACAUUAUAUACAAAUUAUAAAUCAUAAAUCAAAUGUUAAAGAUCCAAAUUAUCUUAAAAUUGGUAUAAAAUGUGGAGAAAUUGAACAAUUUUGUGAGGUUAUGUAUCCAAGUAAAGAUGCAAUACCAGAAGGUGCCAAUAAAUUAAUUCAACCAAUAAAUCAAAUAAUUGAAGAUAGAAAAUCAAUUGAUGAUAAAAUGGAUGUGAGAAUAUUUUUUGAAGAAUUUAAUACAAAUGCGGUAUUAGUGUUUGCAACUAUAUUAAUAAUAGGAUUAGUGUAUUAUUUAAGUAAGAUGUUAUAUGACUAA
Molecule: messenger RNA, 1356 nt
Organism: Insectozyma verbasci
Lineage: Eukaryota; Fungi; Ascomycota; Pichiomycetes; Serinales; Debaryomycetaceae
Source: the annotation of a GenBank genome assembly